UUAUCACCACCGUCUGAGUCUCGGAAUGUCCCUCAGUCUCACACUCGCUCGUCCUCCCUCAGUCCCCACCCACUCCACUCCUCGAUGGAGCACGCCCACCUUCUCCCAUGUAUUCUCCUCUUCCUCCUCCUCCUCCUCCCAGGUGAUAAUGCCACCGCGAAUGGCGAUUCGGACGUCUCUAGCACAAGGACCUACAUCGUGUUCAUGGACGCGGCGGCUGCGGCUGCGGCGCACCACCCGUCCCCGGCGCAUUGGCACGCGGCGCACCUCGAGUCCCUGUCCAUCGACCCGGCGCGCCACCUGCUCUACUCCUACUCCGCCGCCGCCCAGGGCUUCGCGGCGGCGCUGCUCCCGGACCACCUGCCGCUCCUCCGCGGCAGCCCCGGCGUGCUGCAGGUGCUGCCGGACGCCGUCCUCCAGCUCCACACCACGCGCACCCCGGAGUUCCUCGGCCUGCUCUCCCCCGCCAUGCCCAUGCCCAGCCUUGACGCGGCCUCUCACGACGUGGUCAUUGGGGUCCUCGACACCGGCGUCUGGCCAGAGUCGCCGAGCUUCUCGGGCGACGGGCUCCCGCCGCCGCCCGCGCAUUGGAAAGGGGCGUGCGAGGCCGGCGUGGACUUCCCCCCCAGCUCCUGCGGCAGGAAGCUAGUGGGCGCCCGCAGCUUCUCGCGGGGCUUCCGCGCCGCCAAUGGCGGAGUUGGGAGGCGGGUGUUGGCGUCUCCGCGGGACAGGGAUGGGCACGGCACGCACACGGCCACGACGGCGGCGGGCGCGGCGGUGGCCAAUGCCAGCCUUCUCGGGUACGCGAAUGGCACGGCGCGCGGCAUGGCGCCCGGGGCGCGCGUGGCGGCGUACAAGGUGUGCUGGCCGGAGGGGUGCCUCAGCUCCGACAUCCUGGCCGGCAUCGACGCCGCCAUGGCCGACGGGGUGGGCGUGCUGUCGCUGUCCCUCGGCGGCGGCUCGGCCCCGUACUUCGAGGACACCGUGGCCGUGGGCGCCUUCGGCGCGGCGGCGGCCGGCGUGUUCGUGGCCUGCUCGGCGGGGAACGCUGGCCCGGCGGGCGCCACGGUGGCCAACUCCGCGCCCUGGGUCGCCACCGUCGGCGCGGGCACGCUCGACCGCGGCUUCCCGGCCCACGUCACCCUGGGCCCGACCGGGGCCCGUCUAGCCGGCGUGUCCCUCUACGCGGGCCCGGCCCAACCGGCCAUGCUCCCCAUGGUCUAUGGCGGCGGACGCGACAACGCGAGCAAGCUCUGCCUCUCCGGCACGCUCGACCCGGCCUCCGUGCGCGGCAGGAUCGUGCUCUGCGACCGCGGCGUGAACGCGCGCGUGGAGAAGGGCGCCGUCGUGAAGGCCGUGGGCGGCGCCGGGAUGGUGCUGGCCAACACGGCCGCCAGCGGGGAGGAGCUCGUGGCCGACAGCCAUCUGCUCCCGGCCGUGGCCGUGGGGAAGACGGCCGGUGACAGGAUACGGAACUACGUCUACGCCGCGGCUGCGCGCGGCAAUAAGCCGAUGGCGAUGCUGAGCUUCGGCGGCACGGUUCUCGGCGUGCGGCCGGCGCCCGUCGUGGCGGCAUUCAGCUCCCGCGGGCCCAACACCGUCGUGCCGCAUGUCCUCAAGCCGGACAUGAUCGCUCCGGGGGUGAACAUCCUGGCCGGAUGGACCGGCGCCAAGGGGCCCACCGGGCUCGCCAAAGACGGCCGCCGGACUCGCUUCAACAUCAUCUCAGGAACAUCAAUGUCUUGCCCUCAUGUCAGCGGAGUUGCUGCACUACUCAAGGCGGCGCACCCUAAUUGGAGCCCUGCUGCCAUCAAGUCUGCACUGAUGACUAGCUCAUACACUGUUGACAACACAAACUCCUCAUUCCGGGACACUGCAGGAAGCUCACCUGCAAACCCAUUUGCUUUCGGUGCAGGCCAUGUCGACCCACACAAGGCGCUUUCUCCGGGCCUUGUAUAUGACAUCUCUACCAACGACUAUGUCGUCUUCCUCUGCUCCCUGGACUACAGCGUUUCACACAUCCGGGUGGUGACCAAGAUGUCCAACAUCUCAUGUCCUCAAAAAUCCCGCCCUGGUGAUCUCAACUAUCCAUCAUUUUCAGUUGUUUUCAGGAAUAAACCAAAGCACGUUGUGAGGUAUAGAAGGGAGCUAACCAAUGUUGGUCCAGCAAUGUCCGUUUACAAUGUGAAGGUCAGCAGCCCUGCAUCUGUUAGUGUUAAGGUGUCACCAGAAAAACUUGUGUUCAAGAAGUUGGGGCAAAAGCUGAGGUACUAUGUCACCUUCACAUCCAAGGUUGUCGACCCAAACCGUGCGAAACCGGAUUUCGGUUGGAUAUCCUGGGUCAACAACCAGCAUGUCGUUCGCAGUCCAGUCGCGUUUACGUGGACGAUGUGACGACGGUAAGUUCAAGUCUUCCUAGUUUUCAGGAGCAGAUGAAAGAUAGGUAUAACUUCAUCUAAUUUGCUGAUCGAUCGCUUCACAAAGAGAAUCUACGUGAAGCUCUCAACUGCAAACCUGGAAUUAUUUCUUUCUACUGUCGGUCACUUACCCAACUCCACUUUCCCUUUUAGUUGUCAGUUGCCUGGUAUGUGCCAUUAACAUGUGAUGUUUCCUUUUCCUUUUUCCUAGUUCUAUCUUCGCUAGCAUGAAAUAACCCUGAAUUGAGAUGGCUCAGUCAUUUGAUUUAGAGUAAACUAUUAUUAUUGAAGUGUCAACUCAGUCAUUUGAUUUAGGGAAAGUUGGAACCCGAGAUGUUGGCAUUCAGUUAACUGUCAAGUCUCCUGAUGCACCUCAUUUUGUGCCGACAAUAUAUGUGCUACAGUGCCCCUGGUAGCCGCCGGACACAGGUCGGCACAAGCUGAACGUGGACGCUAGUUUUAUUCAUCAAACAGGUGAAGUUUGGUGUGGGGCUGUGCUGCGCGAUAGCCAUGGAAAGAUUGUUGCUUCGGCAUGGGGCAAGUGCUCCAGGUGCAGUACUGUGGUGGAAGCUGAGGCUUCAGCUUGUUUGGAGGGACUGCAGUCCCUCUGUACUCAAUUUUCGUCAGGUCUGCACCUUGAAAACGACUGUAGGGAGCUGAUUUCUGGACUGGUGCAUGCUGAUUCUAGAUCGAUCGGAGCUCUGCUUGAAGCUUCGAGAGAUUAAUUGCAGCCUAGUGAGUAUGGAUCCUUUUAAGAUCAGUUGGAUUAAAAGAGAUGGUAGUUCUCUGGCCCAUAAUCUUGCCUGUUUCGCUGGGGAGAAGGCUACUGCUGGUGUUUUAGUUCAGUCUAUUCCCAAGGCUGUUUGGGAUGGAGUCAAAUCCGAAUGUAAUAUGUGCUACUCGACCAGCUAGUUGAAUGCAAUUUCCCAUCAAAAAAACAAUGCAAGUAUUAGUAACACCUAGUACAGCUCAAGUCAACAACAAGAAUGUACUACUACAGCUACUGUCUGUCAUUAUCUGAUUCAAACUUCAUGUCAA
Molecule: messenger RNA, 3455 nt
Organism: Brachypodium distachyon (stiff brome)
Lineage: Eukaryota; Viridiplantae; Streptophyta; Magnoliopsida; Poales; Poaceae
Product: subtilisin-like protease SBT1.8
Exons: 2
Coding region: 85-2394 (769 amino acids)
Biological process (GO): proteolysis
Molecular function (GO): serine-type endopeptidase activity
Source: RefSeq, a predicted model, not a curated record